This is a messenger RNA of Acanthaster planci (crown-of-thorns starfish), 5418 nucleotides long. RefSeq lists its product as uncharacterized. The record is from RefSeq and is a predicted model, not a curated record. Gene Ontology annotation, molecular function: alpha-amylase activity; cation binding. Gene Ontology annotation, biological process: carbohydrate metabolic process. Lineage: Eukaryota; Metazoa; Echinodermata; Asteroidea; Valvatida; Acanthasteridae.
GAUCGUGUAGGCCUAACAGUAACAAUUACGUCGUAUUAAACUGAGUAGGUGGGAUUGAGGGGCAUGUAGUUGCUGCUCUGUCUGCCACGCUUGGUUGGCAAUGCUGCCAGAAAGGAAACUUAGUGCAUGCAGGCCAUUAGUCUGAUACUUGGCGCCUGUACUUGUUGGUUGGACUGUGACCUACUAGUUUCAAAAUGGCGCGCCUCUUCCUGCUUUUGGCCGCCCUGUGUACCACAACUUGGGCGCAGUACUGGAAUCCUCAUAUGGAAAAGGGCCGACACGUAAUGGUCAACUUGAUGUCCUGGAAAUGGAAAGACGUUGCGGAGGAGUGCGAGAGGUAUCUUGGUCCAAACGGCUUCGGUGGUGUUCAGGUCUCUCCUCCCAACGAGCACGCCGUACUGCCGAACCAGCCAUGGUGGCAACGCUACCUGCCAGUGAGCUACGAGCUGCAAAGUCGCUCUGGCACGGAGGAAGAGCUGAGGGACAUGGUAAAACGAUGCAAUGAGGCUGGCGUCAGAAUCUACGCCAAUGCUGUCAUCAAUCACAUGGCCAACGGGGAAAUGGCAGAGGGUUCAGCUGGUAAUCCAUACGACCCAGAAACACUUAGCUUUCCCAAAGCACCCUAUACUGCCCAGGACUUCAGUGUUUACAACCAAAAAUGUCCAAGAAAGAGUGGGAACAUUGACGACUACAAGAAUGAAGAGGAGAUCCGCAACUGCAACCUCGCUGGUCUUCCUGAUCUUGAUACGUCUAUCUAUCAUGUAAGGUAUACUAUCGCUGAGUACAUGAACAAGUUGAUCGACAUAGGAAUUGCUGGGUUUCAUGUAAGCAAUGCAGAAAACAUUUGGCCUAACGAUCUCGCUGCUAUCUAUAAGAAACUGCGUGAUUUGAAUGAAAUCUUCUUUGAAGCCGGCAGCAGGCCGUUCCUGUUUCAAGAGGUCGACACAACAGCCGCAAAUGCCAACAUAAUCAAGCCGAUAGAGUACCUAGAGAUGGGCAGCGUCACUGAAUUUGAAUAUGGAAAGAUUGUUUCGCUAGCUUUAAGAGGCACUGAGAAUAAUCUGGCUUCCUUAGGUAGCAUAGAAGAUAAGUUCUCACUGGUAUCCAGCUCCGGCGCAGUCGCAUUCGUGGAUAAUGCCGACACCCAACGCUCGAUCCCCAGUAUCAUCACCUACAAGGAACCGCGUCUGUACUUGCUGGCGAACGCAUUUAUGUUAGCAUAUCCUUACGGUCUUGCUAGAGUAAUGAGCAGCUACGAUUUCACUUCGUUUGAUGAAGGUCCCCCGUCAGACCUCCAUGGUGCUAUCUUGUCUCCCAUUAUCAAUGAAGACGGUUCCUGUGGAAACGGGUGGGUGUGUGAGCAUCGUUGGACUGCAGUGAAAAACAUGAUUGGCUUCAGGAACACAUCUAACGGAGAACCGCUCGUAAACUGGUGGAGCAACAACAAACAGCAAGUGGCUUUUGGUCGUGGCGAUAAGGCAUUCAUCGUUCUAAAUAACGAAGACAAGUCAUUCUCCGAGUUUUUGUACACAGGCCUGCCCGUUGGUGAGUACUGUGAUAUUAUCGACGGGGACUUUGAUCUGGCUUCCCGCGUGUGCACCGGGCGAGUCAUAACGGUCGACGAGCUAGGUUUUGCUUCUUUCACUCAAAAUAAUGAUGGACCUCCUGUUGCAGCCAUCCAUAUUAACGCCAAGGUCAGUGAUGAGGGCACUGUAAAUGAACCAAGUAAAACACCAUCGGCAAAAACUGAAGGACUAAUCAUUGCACCACCCAUUCCACCAUCGUUCCCACCGAGCCAAAAUCAUACCCUCGACAGUGCAAGCCCAGAAUCUCAAAAUUCUGCGACAGCUAGCACUCCUCAACCCACAUUUAAGCGUACUACUGUAUUCAUUCAAAAGCAAACAGAUUUCGGCCAGAAUUUGUUUAUUCGCGGUGGUCUUGGCGAGGGAUGUACGGGUGCUUGUGCUAUUCCAAUCACACAUAUCACAACCGGUAACAAUGCACAGUACAACGCUUGGAAGACAGGAGACAACUUCCUUGAUUGGUAUGGCGUAGAAGACGGCCAGAACACCUACAACAAUGUUUCCGCUGAAGGAACACCUCUCAUCUGGACAACCAACAAUUCUAGCAACACUGCCAAUGUUGCCACGGAUGGAUAUGGCUACACACCCCUCAACCAGUGGGGAGCCAACUACUGGAUGGUCGAUCUUGAAAUGGACUGCUCCAAGACAAAUGGUGGUUGGUUUGAGUUGAAAGCCUUUGUCAUGAACGGAGUGGAAUGGGAAAGUGAUGUUUCACAGAACGAGGCAUGCCAGGGUUCUCCUGGUGGAAACAAACCAUCAAACAGCAUUAACCAUUUCGCCAGAUGUGGCUAUAUAAAUGUCUUCAAGUUUGGUGAGAACAAAUGUACUAUUGACGAAUACGGAUUACAGCCUACACAGACCAUCCCUGAAGAGCCCAGUUUAAGCCAGAGUCCCGAAAAUUCUGCGACUGAAGCAACAAGUGUCCCUACGGCUAGCACCCCUCAACCCACAUUUAAGCGUACUACUAUAUUCAUUCAAAAGCAAACAGAUUUCGGCCAGAAUUUGUUUAUUCGCGGUGGUCUUGGCGAGGGAUGUACGGGUGCUUGUGCUAUUCCAAUCACACAUAUCACAACCGGUAACAAUGCACAGUACAACGCUUGGAAGACAGGAGACAACUUCCUUGAUUGGUAUGGCGUAGAAGACGGCCAGAACACCUACAACAAUGUUUCCGCUGAAGGAACGCCUCUCAUCUGGACAACCAACAAUUCUAGCAACACUGCCAAUGUUGCCACGGAUGGAUAUGGCUACACACCCCUCAACCAGUGGGGAGCCAACUACUGGAUGGUCGAUCUUGAAAUGGACUGCUCCAAGACAAAUGGUGGUUGGUUUGAGUUGAAAGCCUUUGUCAUGAACGGAGUGGAAUGGGAAAGUGAUGUUUCACAGAACGAGGCAUGCCAGGGUUCUCCUGGUGGAAACAAACCAUCAAACAGCAUUAAUCAUUUUGCAAGAUGUGGCUACAUCAACGUAUUUAAGUUUGGUAGGAACGAGUGCACCAUUAAAGGCUAUAGUCAAGGGCCUAGUAAGGCCCCGCCUGCAUUAGAAACCAUCACUCCAAGUCCGAGUCAACCUCUUAGUACUACUUCUCCUACUCAAAGUCCGUCAUCUGAUAAGAGCAAAGAUUCAAAAUCAGAAAAUGAGGCAGGGUCCACCGCAGAGCCACGAGUUUCGGGCAAAACUAAAUUUUUCACCGAUGUCCCGAAGGCUCCAAAUACUGAGUCAACACAGAAGCGCACUAUCAUUUUUCUCAAGAAGGUUACAUAUACUGGUCAGCACGUUUUCAUUCGCGGUGGCAUCGAUCACGACCAUCGAUCCGGAUGCACCACUAAUGUGAGCACCAGUGCCUGUGCUAUCCCAAUUAAACACAUAACACCGGGUGAAAAUUUUCGAUACGACGCCUGGAAGACAGGAGACAACUAUCUAGACUGGUAUGGUGCUGAGAAAAGCCAGAAUUCUUAUCAGGGGACGGCAUCUCAAGGUACCCCUCUCGUCUGGACGACGAACAAUCCUAGUGACACAGCCACCCUGGCCACGAACGGAUACGGUUACACGUCUCUCAACCAGUGGGGAGACCACUACUGGAUGGUCGAGCUCAAGGUGGACUGUGCAAAAACGGAGGACGGAUGGUUUGAAUUGAAAGCAUUUGUGUUGAAUGGAGAAGGUUGGGAAAGUGACAUUUCUCAGAGUGAAUCUUGUAACGGGUCAGCCGGAGGCAACAAACCUUUUACCAGCAUUAACCACUUCGCAAGAUGUGGGUUCAUCAACGUCUUCAAAUUUGGUGAAGACGAAUGCACCAUUGACACUCUCUAGGACUUACACAAAGGAACUUAUUCUGAUUUUCAGAAUUUUACCCUGAAUACUGUCAUUUAAUGUUUCUUUUUUAACUGCGGCAAAACUUUCGGCGAAAUUGUGACAAUUUGGAGGUAUCGUCAAAAGUCUUUUCGGUACAUUCCACUGAUUACAGCAUCAUCAAGGAAACUCAUGCAUUUGGUCAAAAAUUGGUUAGGCCUACGGCCGCUAAGUCAAACCAAAAAUAAGAUGAAAACGAAGACAUUUUAGGCCGUAGAAAGUGGCGAAUCGCUGAAUAAAGGUGGAGGUUUUGUUUUUGGGGUUUUUUUGCAUAAAUUCUGAUUUUUGGGGGAUUUUAGGUUUAAUGCUAAAUUGUAAAUGAGUGAAGGUACACAGGAAUUUCAACAUUGUUGAUAAACCAGCGUUAGGUUCAGGGUAGGGUUUGUUAGUUCAUUGGUUUGUGACAGUAUGAAUGUAAUGGUGUCAGGGCGUUUUAAAGAAAUAAUAAGUACAGGUUAAAAAUAAAAUGUUGAUCAAAUGACAGCAUGGUAAAACGAUGCUAUGGGCAGUUUUACUAUUUCUCUAUUAAACAAGAGAAAAUACUAGUUAGAUUAAGGAUUAGGAUUAAGUAUGCUAGUCAGUUUUAUAGUGAUAAUUUAAGAUCAACUUUUUUUUACCCCUUUCCACAAUUUGGGCAAGGAGUUGUAUUUGGAGCCCACCAACAUAAACCUCCUAUGACUCAUUUAUAUUACAGUGCUUCUGCAAUGUAAAACGCAUGCCAUUAAUAAGUUCGCAAACUUGGCUUUCCAACACAAAAAAGAAUUUGUACAUAACUGGCUGAAGUACAGUUCCGGUUGAUGCGCCUCCCGUUUUCUCUUUUGUGUGGUAUAAAUGUUAAUACCUUUUGGACUACUCUUUAGGUAAGAUCAAGUUAAUGACAAAUUUAGUAUAAACAAAAUUGUGGCUUGAUAGAAUCCCUUGUACCCAGCAGCAUCAGUUUUGUUUCAAGGGACCUCUUUGUUUGAAAAAAAGAAUCUGCAGCUAAAGCCUACACAUUCUGUACGGCCCAGACAAGUUUUGUUUUUAUUAAUCGCUUAACACCUGUGGUUAAAUUUGACGGACUGAUCCAACGAGAUAAAUAAGAAAAAUAUCGUGAAAGAAAGCAAUGAUUCAAGACUAUUAAUUUCAGGAAAAAACUGUUGUAUUUUUCAAUCACGUAUAGUGUCUUUGAUAUAAUUCAAUAAGGUUAUUUCAUAUUAUUACGUUACAUUAACCCUACCCCCGGGGUGUAUGUAAAGUGAUAUUGACAUAUUGACACGGACACUGACAAUUUCAUUGUGGAAGAAAAAAAUGUGAAAAUAGAACGAAACAAACAAGGCCGAAGACAAAUCAACAAACGGGGUUUUCAACUGUUACAUGAAGUCUAUGAAAUUGUUUUAAUGUAUGAAAACAAAAGUGCGUUUGAAGAGCCGUACUUGUAAGCGAUAGAUCGUUUUAGAUGAUUUGUAAUUGGUUUUGUGUUAAUAAAAGCAUGCUUGAGCAAAAUGAA